Caenorhabditis elegans is the source of this 3066-nucleotide messenger RNA. RefSeq names its product Hyphal_reg_CWP domain-containing protein (gene C26G2.2). Lineage: Eukaryota; Metazoa; Nematoda; Chromadorea; Rhabditida; Rhabditidae. Bases 1 to 2946 code for a protein of 981 amino acids. The transcript has 18 exons. The record is from RefSeq and is marked reviewed.
AUGAAGAGACAUGUCGUUUUGUCUCUUCUUUUGUAUUUGAUAGCAGUGGAGUCAAAAUUAUCUAGACGAUUCAAGCGACAAACUAUUCCAUCACAACAUAUCAAAAUUCAUUCAAUUGACUCAAAAGUAAACAUGGACAGGUUUAUAAAUGUGGCAUCGAUGGAUUCUAGGAUACAACUGUUAGAAAAAAAUGUAAAUGGAACUUUCUGGAGUGCGAGUUCCAAAAUGCAGUUUGACGCGUACGACUCAUUUGUCAACGCAUCCUUCAACUCUCAAUAUUUUCACAUAGACAUUGCUCAGUGCGAACUUCUUUUUGGUAAUUCCCUAGAGAGUUUGCUUUACAUGACAACCAAUAGAACAUCAGAUGGACACAGUUAUCUUACAUUUUCAUUAUAUGACAACGCAAAUAUGACACUGGUAGAGGAGGGAAUCGAAUUUCAGGGAAUCAAUGGAAGACGAAUUUACGUGAAAAGUGAAACGUGGGUUCGGCCUGUUGAGAAAACCAUAUCGUUGGGCUUGAGUGACAAUGCUAUUGACGGAGAAACAGCCGUGGAACUUACAAUUGUUGCUCCUGUCCACAACACAAACGUACGUUUUGUGGGAGCUGAAAUUCUGAUCAAGUACGGACCAAAUGUAGUGAGCAUAGACCCGAACUUUCAAAAAGUGAUAGUGUACAAUGAUCGAUAUAGCUACUGUCUUGACACAAAGUCUCCAGGAAGUUUACAUGUGACAUUUGGUAAUGGUCUCAUUAAUUUAAUUGGUGGAUCUAGUGACUUCAAUGUAGUAAUUUCGCCAGUUGAUGCUACAGUCAAUGCAAGAUAUUUAUCAAAAACUCAAAUCGAUAGAGGAGAUGGUCCCAUUUUCAUAAGCGGAGUCCCAAUCUAUGAAACUGGUAUCACAGUGAACUCCCUCUUGUUGAUACUUACACUGAAUAACAAUGGAAUGCUACAUGCAGAUUGCACGGGCGCCGAGACACUGUUGAAAACAAGUAUUCAGAAUGUUGGGUUGACUACUGAGCAUCAGGAAAUUCGUAUCAAUGGUGGAGUGCCAGGGUUGGUGAUCGAAUCAGGAGAUGUACGAUUUGAGGUCACAAAACUAUCUGGUCCAAUGGCAUUCACUUAUUUACCUGGAUUCACCUUGCCAGAAGACAGAUUCGAAAACAUUGGCCCAUACUCAGAUAACUCAACUGUCACCCCGCUUGUCUUCCCUAACCCUGAGCAUUUGAAUUACACUGAAUUGGCGACUGACUGCAAAGGAAAUACCAUUAACUUCAACAUCACCAACAAUCUUAACACUUCCACUGGCUACCAUCUUGUCACAUUUCCAACUGUCGGAAUACCGGGACACGAACAAACCACAACUUCAAAGAUGCCAUCGACAGAUGAUGAUUACAUAACACCAGAGAUGUCAUCUACGGCUUCAAUGGAAAUAACACUUUCUACUACUUCAGACCUUACUAGCACUUAUCCGAGCACUUUUACAAGCAGUUGGUCAACAGAAUCAACCGUUCUAACAACUCAACAACAAGAUACGACCACUUCUGUGAUAUUAGAAACAACAGAAGCAACAGACGCUGCUUCAUCAUCUCUAUCACCUGAUGAUGUGAGCACUCAAUUAACAACAGAAGCAACAACUAGUGUUGUGUCAAGUGUCCCACCGGACAGUUCCACAUCUAAAGGGCCUCUUGAAACAACCACAGAGGAAACCUCCACAGUUGAGGGACUAACAGAAUUUUCCACUUUAGAUCCUAAUUUGUUCACAACUACUGAUAACAUUGUGUCUGUAACAACUAACGAAAUUCUGACAACAACGAUAGAGGAACAAACUACAACAUUGCCAGAAGUGUACUCUACAACUGAAACACCAACAGAAAAUCCACUAACAACAGUGACUGAGCAAACUGUUACAGAAGCCACCACUCCAAUUAGUUUACAGUCUUCCACAACAGCAUCUGAACUUGAAAGCACUACAAUGGAAGCUGCGACAACUACAGAAGUUCCAAUGGAGACAACAACAAUAAGUGUGACAACGGAUGGCUAUCCACUACCAUCACAACUAUCGACAGACGAUUUUGUAAUUGGCCACUGGUUCAGCACGGAAGAAAUGAAAAUCGAAACCACCACGGAGCCGUCUGAAAUCGGAAUUACUGUAUCUCUAGGAAAUGUGGAUUUUGUGACACCUACCCCGACUGAUGAUGGAAUCCCAAUUCCGAAUGAUUUGAAUAUUAAUUCAGAAAGUUCGACAACCUCGACUGCAUUACCAAUUAUCAGUGCGACACUGGAAGUUGGAAAUUCGGAAGAUGGCUUCCCGGAACCUUCGAGACUUCCGCAGACUGAAACAACGCCAAGAAAAGAGAAAAUGUUGAUCUUGAAACUGCAAGUACCCGACGAGAUUGAUGUGAAUUCCGUGCAAUUCAUCAAGAACAUCACGGCCAGUUUGCGAAGACUGGUUCGAGAUGUGUCGACAGAAUUGAGGAAACGCAGGAAACGUUCACUCAACGUGACUUCAAUUGAUACGAGGCAAUACCAUGCAAUACCAAUUGCAGAUUCAGACGACGUACAAAGUAUACCCAUCAAGGUUGAAAACAUCACCAAAUCCUUAAACAUAACUGUGGUCAUUUUCGCUUUAGAAUUUGACCCAGUUGUGAGCAAUGGAGAAGAAGAGCUGGAAAAAGCUCUUCAUGAAGUAGACACCUAUAAUUUGCACAGAUAUUUUUCUUUUGAGCCCGUGGAAAAAAUAUCAUUCGACAGGACGCUUGUAAACGAGGAGAAGCUGCGUGAAGUGCUGUUAGCUUCGUUUGUAGCAUUAUUCCUAUUUGUUAUAAUAGUUGUGUUUUAUUUGAAGAAGAAGGGUGUUCUGGAACAGUUAUUCCGGAAGCUGGACCGAAUGAAGUGUAACACCCUUUCUACCCAACCAAGUGCUUUCUCUCCAAACUCGCCAAACUGAUUUUUUUGCGAAAAAUCACCAUACUGCCAGUAUAAACAUGAAACAUGACAUAUGAGUAUUGUAUUAGAAUAUCGUAUUAGCUUCAAAUUGUGAUACAUAGAAAAUGAAUUAUAUCAUUAA